AUGGAAUAUCAGGUGCAAUCACAUAGGGGCAGAUAUGUUGUAGAUAUGAGGAAUAGAACAUGUGCUUGUGGUAGUUGGCAGCUCAAUGGCAUCCCUUGUCAACAUGCAAUUGCAUGCAUGAAAAUGAACAACGAUCAUCCGGAGCGGUAUAUGGAUGAUUGUUACCGUGUCGACACAUGCAAGAAAGCAUACUCUUUUGUUGUCCGCCCUCUCAAUGAUUCCAGUCAAUGGAUUCAUGAUGACUGCAUUGAGCUUGAAUCGCCUAUAUUUCAACAGAAGAAGAGGGGUCCUAUACAGAAGAAGAGGCGUAAGGAAGCAUGGGAGUUGGAGAAAUCAAAGAAAGAUAAGCGUGAAAGAUCAUACACAGUUAUGUCCAAAGGUGGAAGCGAGAUGACGUGCACAGUAUGCCACGAGAGAGGACACAAUAGCUGA
This is a messenger RNA of Linum trigynum, 432 nucleotides long. The record is from the annotation of a GenBank genome assembly. NCBI's taxonomy places the organism in Eukaryota, Viridiplantae, Streptophyta, Magnoliopsida, Malpighiales, Linaceae.